UAGCCGAUGACGUCAGCGAGUGCCCGCCCAUGGCCGAGAGGAGUCCGAGAAGGGAGUGCGGAAAGUUCAGUGUCCCCGGCGAUGGACGGCGGCGACGAGAGGCUGAGAGGAGUCCCGCGAGCGCGUGCCAGCAGUCGCGUGUAACGGCGCGCCGCCGCCGCCUCCUCCUCCUCCUCCUCCUCCUCCUCCCGUUGUCGGCGGUACCGGCAGAAGAAGCAGAAGCGGCUCCGCGGGCAGAUAACUUACUAUAAGUAUAACGGUAAAGAGAGGAAGGACUCGGACUCGGAGAGGAGAGGAGCGGAGCGGCCGGUGCGCGCGCUCUCCAGUGAGCCCCCCUGCGCGCUCCAGCUUCGCACUUUGUUUACACCGUUUUUACGUCGCUCCCGUUUAAGGCUGCCUGCAGCAUUUGUGUUGAAACGGGGAUGUGCGUAUUUUUGUGUCCUUUUUUCUUUCUUUCUUUCUUUCUUUCUUUCUUUCUUUAUUUCUUUUUUCCCCACCUACGGUACUUGCAAAAAUCCUUUCUUUCCGGAGCAGUGAAUUUUACUGAAGGAAAGAGCCUUUUGACUCGGGAAUAUAAUUGAGAGAGGAGCGUUUAUUAUGGACGCCGCCUUUCUGUGCGCUGGAAGCAGCCGAUGAUCACUGUUGGGUUUUAUUGAAGUGGAAAAACGGUGUUCAUUGGGGCGCUGGAAGAAGAGCCCGUUUCGUUUCCCCUAAUCUUUUUACCAGUUCAGUUCAUUCUUGCUUUGCCUUUGCAACAUGGGUGCAGAAGCGCUGCAACUAAAGAUUGUGCUUUGCCUUUGGUGUCAGCUGGCGAUCGCCGCCUUCAGCCACGAGAUCGGAGCCUACGACGCGGAGCGCGGCCGACGGGCUAAGUGCGAGCCCAUCGCCAUCCCCAUGUGCCGGGGAAUCGGAUACAACCUGACCAGCAUGCCCAACUACAUGAACCACGGGAGCCAGGCGGAGGCCGGCAUCAAGCUGAACGAGUUCGCCCCCUUGGUGGCUUACGGCUGCGACGCGCACCUCCGUUUCUUCCUGUGCUCCUUGUACGCGCCCAUGUGCACCGACAAAGUGUCCGCCUCCAUCCCGGCCUGCCGGCCCAUGUGCGAGCAGGCCCGGCAGAAGUGCUCCCCCAUCAUGGAGAAGUUCAGCUUCAGCUGGCCCGACUCGCUCGACUGCUCCCGGCUGCCGACCAAGAACGACCCCCACGCGCUCUGCAUGGAGGCGCCGGAGAACGACACCAAAACGGAGACCAAGAAGGGCGAGGGCAUGUUGCCGGUGCCCCCCAGGCCGCGGCAGCCGGCCCCCGGCAGCGGCCAGUCGGCCGGCGGCCCGGGCUCCUGCGAGAACCCGGAGAAGUUCCAGUAUGUGGAGAAGAGCCGGUCUUGUGCUCCCCGCUGCUCGUCUGCUGUGGACGUCUUCUGGUCCAGACAGGACAAGGACUUCGCCUUCAUCUGGAUGGCAGUGUGGUCCACUCUGUGCUUUAUUUCCACCGCGUUCACGGUUCUGACCUUCCUCCUGGACCCGCACCGAUUCCAGUACCCCGAGAGGCCCAUCAUCUUCCUGUCCAUGUGCUACAACGUCUACUCCGUCGCCUUCGUCAUCCGUUCGGUGGCCGGCGCGGAGAACAUCGCCUGCGACCGGGAGAACGGCGAGCCGUACAUCAUCCAGGAAGGCCUGGAGAGCACAGGAUGCACCAUCGUCUUCCUUGUCCUCUACUACUUCGGCAUGGCCAGCUCCAUCUGGUGGGUAGUCCUCACGCUCACCUGGUUCCUGGCGGCUGGAAAGAAGUGGGGCCACGAGGCCAUCGAGGCUCACAGCAGCUACUUCCACAUGGCCGCCUGGGGCAUCCCCGCAAUGAAGACCAUCGUGAUCCUGACCAUGAGGAAGGUCGCCGGGGACGAGCUGACGGGCCUCUGCUACGUGGGCAGCAUGGACGUGGGCGCGCUCACCGGCUUCGUCCUCGUCCCCCUUUCCUGCUACCUCGUCGUCGGCACGUCUUUCAUCUUGACCGGCUUCGUGGCGCUCUUCCACAUCCGCAGAAUUAUGAAGACGGGCGGCACCAACACGGAGAAGCUGGAGAAGCUCAUGGUGAAGAUCGGCGUCUUCUCCAUCUUGUACACGGUGCCGGCCACCUGCGUCAUCGUUUGCUACUUCUACGAACGACUCAACAUGGAGUACUGGAAGUUCCGGGCGCUCGGGACCAAGUGCGUCCCGUCCCCCGGCCGCCGGAACGAGGACUGCUCCCUGGAGCGCUCGGUGCCGACCGUCGCCGUCUUCAUGCUCAAGAUAUUCAUGUCCCUCGUGGUGGGCAUCACCAGCGGGGUGUGGGUGUGGAGCUCCAAGACGCUGCAGACCUGGCAGGGCCUGUGCCACAGGAAGCUGGCGGUCAGGACUAGCAGGAAGCCCUGCAACGGUGUCGGCUGCAGCGGUACGCACUGCCACUACAAAGCGCCGGCCGCGGUCCUGCACGCGGCCAAAACGGACCCCUACUCGGACAGCCCCGCCCACGUGUGAAGCUAAGCUCGGCUCCGCUCGCGGCCUCGGGGAGAGAGACGCUUGCGCGGACCCCCCCCCU
Scleropages formosus (Asian bonytongue) is the source of this 2575-nucleotide messenger RNA. Its product is annotated as frizzled-9-like. Bases 757 to 2514 code for a protein of 585 amino acids. The transcript has a single exon. Lineage: Eukaryota; Metazoa; Chordata; Actinopteri; Osteoglossiformes; Osteoglossidae. The record is from RefSeq and is a predicted model, not a curated record. Gene Ontology annotation, molecular function: Wnt-protein binding; transmembrane signaling receptor activity. Gene Ontology annotation, biological process: non-canonical Wnt signaling pathway; canonical Wnt signaling pathway. Gene Ontology annotation, cellular component: membrane.